Molecule: messenger RNA, 4217 nt
Organism: Mugil cephalus (flathead mullet)
Lineage: Eukaryota; Metazoa; Chordata; Actinopteri; Mugiliformes; Mugilidae
Gene: washc4
Product: WASH complex subunit 4
Exons: 33
Coding region: 100-3615 (1171 amino acids)
Biological process (GO): endosome organization; endosomal transport
Cellular component (GO): endosome; WASH complex
Source: RefSeq, a predicted model, not a curated record
AUUCACAAAAAUCAUAAGAUCCAUCAUGGGAUCUCGUAGCUGCACUUUUUAACUGCACUGUGUCGGUGUUACUGGGGCAUUUAGCAGUAUUUUGACAGCAUGGCGACAGAAACCAUCACCCCCGACUGGGAGUUUGACCGUUUCGACGACGGUUCACAAAAAAUACACACAGAGGUUCAACUGAAGAACUACAGAAAGUUUCUGGAGGAUUACACGUCUCAGCUGAAGGGAAUCGAAGAAGCUCUGGACGACUCCAUCGGAGAUGUGUGGGACUUCACUCUGGACCCCAUCGCUCUCAAGCUUCUCCCCUAUGAACAGUCGUCUUUGUUAGAGUUAAUCAAAACAGACAACAAGGUUCUUAACAAAGUCAUCACAGUGUAUGCUGCUCUCUGUAGUGAAGUGAAAAAGCUCAAGUAUGAGGCAGAAACUAAGUUCUACAACGGCUUGUUGUAUUAUGGAGAGGGAGUGUCGGACACCAGCGUUGUCGAGGGGGAGUCUCAGAUUCAGAUGGGUCGAUUCAUCUCCUUCCUACAGGAACUGUCCUGCUUCGUUUCAAGAUGUUAUGAAGUGGUGGUCAGCAUUGUCCACCAGCUGGCCGCCCUCUACAACAGCAACAAGGGUGCAACAAAAAUCAUAGAGUCAUCAGGUGUCCAUUUCCAAAUCGUGUACGAACACCUGGGGGAGCUGUUGGUGGUGCUGCUCACGCUCGACGAGAUUAUGGAUAAUCACGGCACGUUGAAGGAUCACUGGAAGAUGUAUAAGAGGUUAUUGAAAUCCGUGCACCAUAACCCCGGGAAGUUUUCCAUUCCUGAGGAGAAGCUGAAACCCUUCGAGAAGCUCCUGCUCAAGCUGGAGGGGCAGCUGCUGGAUGGCAUGAUACUCCAGGCCUGCGUGGAGCAGAGAUUUGACGAUCCCGGCGAGGGAGUGUCUGUCGCCAAAAACAGCGCCUUUGCCGAGGAGUUCACCCUCAACAUUCGCGCCAUAUUCUCCAACGUCGAGUCCAAAAUAGGUGAACCUUCGGAAAUUGACCAGAGAGAUAAAUACGCCGGCGUCUGUGGUCUCUUUGUGCUUCACUUUCACAUCUUCAGGAACAUCGACAAAAAGUUCUACAAGUCGCUGCUCGACGUCUGUAAAAAGGUUCCAGCCGUCACUCUGAUUGCAAAUAUCAUCUGGUUUCCUGACGCUUUCCUCAUCAAUAAACUCCAAAAUCUAGCCAAACUGAUGGAUAAGAAGAGUCUACAGGCCCUCAAACCACAGAGAGACACCUACCUGCAGCAAAGAGCUCAGACUUUAACAAAGGAUGUUCAGUCCUACUAUGUGUUUGUAACUUCCUGGAUGAUGAAGAUGGAGUCCAUAUUGUCCAAGGACCAUAAAAGUGACAAGCUGGCAGAAGACCUCAACAGCAGGUGUAAUGUGUUUGUGCAGGGAAUCCUGUACGCUUACAGCAUCAGCACCAUCAUCAAGACGACCAUGAACAUGUACAUGUCGAUGCAGCGGCCCAUGACCAAGACGUCCGUGAAAGCUCUCUGUCGGCUGGUUGAACUGCUCAAGGCGGUGGAGCACACGUUUCACCGGCGCUCCAUGGUCGUAGCCGACUCCGUUUCACACAUCUCUCAGCAGCUGCAGUCCCAGGCCCUCAACGCCAUCGGCGUAGCCAAGAAAAGAGUGAUCUCCGACAAGAAGUACAGCGAGCAGAGGCUGGACGUGCUGUCGUCUCUGGUGCUGGCGGAAAACGCUCUGAACGGACCGAGCACAAAGGAGCGACGCCUCGUUGUGUCUCUGGCUCUGUGUGUCGGUACUCAGCUGAAAACCUUCAAAGAUGAGGAGCUGCUUCCGCUGCAACUUGUUCUGAAGAAGCUGGACCUGAUUAGUGAGCUGAGUGAAAGGGUUAAGCUGCAGUGUGACUGUAGUUUCCUUUACUGGCACCGAGCUGUGUUCCCCAUCUACUUAGACGACGUGUACGACUACGCUGUGGACGCGGCUCGAAUCCACUACAUGUUUAGCGCGCUGAGAGACAGCGUGCCGUCCAUGCUGCAUGCCAAGCACAUGGAGUCAUGUGACCAGCUGCUGGAGAGCUACGACAAGGAGAUCAUGGACGUCUUCAACGAGCACCUGCUCGACAAGCUGUGUAAGGAGAUCGAGAAUGACCUGCGUCUUUCCGUCCACACCCACCUGAAGCUCGACGACAGGAACCCUUUCAAAGUCGGCAUGAAGGACCUGGCCCACUUCUUCUCCCUCAAACCCAUCCGCUUCUUCAACCGCUUCAUACACAUCAAAGCCUACGUGACCCACUACCUGGAUAAAACCUUCUACAACCUGACCACUGUGGCUCUGCAUGACUGGGCCACCUACAGUGAGAUGAGAAACCUCGCCACGCAGCGCUACGGACUCACGAUGACGGAGGCACAUCUGCCCAGUCAAACCCUGGAGCAGGGCUUGGACGUUUUGGAGAUCAUGAGGAACAUUCACGUUUUUGUCUCGCGCUACCUUUACAACCUCAACAACCAGAUCUUCAUAGAGAAGGCGAGUAACAACAAGCACCUGAACACCAUCAACAUCCGUCACAUCGCCAACUCCAUCCGCACGCACGGAACGGGCAUCAUGAACACCACUGUGAAUUUCACCUACCAGUUCCUGCGGAAAAAGUUUUACAUCUUCAGCCAGUUCAUGUACGACGAACACAUCAAGUCCCGGCUCAUCAAGGACAUACGCUUCUUCAGAGAAACCAAGGACCAGUCGGAUCAGAAGUACCCAUUCGAGCGGGCAGAGAAGUUUAACCGUGGCAUCAGGAAGCUGGGCAUCACUCCUGAUGGACAGAGCUACCUGGACCAGUUCAGGCAGCUCAUCAGCCAGAUCGGCAACGCAAUGGGCUACGUGCGCAUGAUCCGCUCUGGAGGCCUCCACUGUUGUAGCAGCGCGAUCAGAUUUGUCCCAGACCUGGAGGAUAUAGUGAACUUUGAGGAGUUGGUGAAGGAGGAGGGACUGUCAGAGGAGACGCAGAAAGCUGCAGGCGUCCUGGAUUCAGUGCUGGGAGAUCUGACCAGUAACUCUGCCGAGGGGACGGAGUACUUCAAGAAGCUGGUGGCCGUGUUCGCGCCCGAGUUUCGCAGUGCCAAGAAUAUGCACCUGAGGAACUUCUACAUGAUCGUACCCCCGCUGACGGUGAAUUUUGUGGAGCACUCCAUCAGCUGCAAAGAGAAACUCAACAAGAAGAACAAAACUGGAGCUGCUUUCACAGACGACGGCUUCGCAAUGGGUGUAGCUUACAUCCUGAAGCUGCUGGACCAGUAUCUGGAGUUCGACUCGCUGCACUGGUUCCACGCCGUCAGGGAUAAGUACAAGAAAGAGAUGAGCGCCGUGGUGAAGGAGCAGAACGUCCAGAGCACCAGUCAGGACGAAAAGCUGCUGCAGACGAUGAAUCUCACACAGAAGAGGCUGGACGUCUACCUCCAGGAGUUUGAGCUGCUUUACUUCUCGCUGAGCAGCGCCCGCAUCUUCUUCCGAGCCGACAAGACGGCGGCCGAGGAAACGCAGGAGAAGAAAGAUAAAGAGGAAACUGCCAAAGCGGGAGGUCCCUCCGACGGCUCCACAGCCACAGACGCUGCCUCAAAGUGAACCUUGCCGCACAGCUGAUGCGUGAGGUUCAAGGAAUAAGACUGGAAAAAAGUUUUAAAAUGACUCAACGAAUCGUCUUCAUGAGAGAAGGAAUGUGUACGUUACGAGCUACUACUACUACAGCGAGUGUCUUGUUUCGGGUUUUACAGAAACAUCGGCGCAACGGCCAGUUUUAAACUUGUAGCAUUAACACGAGUGAUCAUGGAUAGACUGGAUUGUGUUUCAGAUGUGUCUUUGUCCUCUUCAGUCAUGGGCUAAUUUGCGUCUUUGUUUUUAAUUGACCUACUUAAUUGUGAUUGUUCAGGGGCUAUAAUAGCAGCUCCGUUCUGAGAAUGUCUUUAUGUGCCUAUGGAUCCUUUGUGCACUAAUUUCUUUGUCAGUUGAUCUGUUAUCUUGUUUUGAUUAACUAAAUUAGAAAUAAUACAAUGCAACAAACUAAAUUUUAAUAUUUGUCUCUGCUGCACUGGAGGUAAUGUCAGUACAUUUUUCUAUCUUUCAACUUGUGGUACAUGUGAAAUUACAUUCCAUGAAUUAACUUGUGUUGGAGGUGACGCUUCAGUAUUUGAAGACGAAUUAAAUUUGCACUUUUGAGUGUAACUGUA